Molecule: messenger RNA, 3698 nt
Organism: Hypoxylon fragiforme
Lineage: Eukaryota; Fungi; Ascomycota; Sordariomycetes; Xylariales; Hypoxylaceae
Product: SNF2 family N-terminal domain-containing protein
Exons: 4
Coding region: 714-3506 (930 amino acids)
Molecular function (GO): ATP-dependent chromatin remodeler activity; ATP binding; metal ion binding
Source: RefSeq, a predicted model, not a curated record
CUCUGUCCUACAUAGUGCGUACAUUAAUAUUUCCUCCCCACUAAAUCUUUGUCAACGGUAUUCAAGUUGCUGCGCAUUGAAAUCUUUCAACGUCUCAUUCUCCCAUCACAUAACACAACCUUCCAUCCCUCAUCCUGAUUGAUACACAUCUUCAUAUCCAUCAUUCUGAUUAACUACAACUCGAUAAUCUGCCAUCCACUUGUCCGACCGGGACACUCUUUCUUUCUUUUUUUCUUUCUUUCUUUCUGCUUUCUUUCUUAACCAAUACCCAAUACCCAAUACCCAACGCCCUGCCUUAUAUGUAUACUACAUAAUCGCAACCUUGCCUAGUACCUACCCGCCGGUAUCUAGCUAUUGAUUCGUUUUAGGUACCUUGCAAAGGCGGAGGACUGCAUGCUUACAUUCACUUACCCUCACGAACUCCUGUUUACCUUUCACAUUACCUAGGUACCUAAGGUAUCUCUCACCUAAGGCACCUCUCACCUACCUAGUACACCAAUAGUGCAGUGCCUGUCUCUUCAGGUAUCUAGGUAUUCUAAUCCACUACAUCGAACCCAUUACUCUCAACAUUUGUUCUACCUUUUCUCAUAAAAAAAUCCUUGCCGAUUCUUUAUCAACAUACACUUAUCACUUGAAUUUCCCUUCUCACCCUCUCAACCUCUUAGCUUCCUGCUGUCUGUCGUUUUGCCAUUUACCCCAUUACUAAUGGAAAGAUGGCGCCGCGACUCACACGAUCAAUGACUUCCAAGCCUCAAAAGAAACAGGCUCAGGAAGUCUCGGAUAGUUCUGACGAUGAUCUACUCGUCGCCACCAUGGGCAAGAAGCCUAAUCGCUCCAGUAAUCACUACGUAGGACGCCCACGCCCGAACUCUACAACUGUCGCAAGCACCUCCGCGUCUUCCGCACCAACCCCCGCCACUAUGGCAACUUCAGACACGGACUACAAUACCCCAGCAACUAGUAAUGCUGUAACGCCGGCUCCAUCUAUCCCAGCCAGGUCCGCCGCGCUAGCAGGUGGACGCCGAUCUCUUGCAGACACUCAACCUUCCCAAGGCUCGAUAUCGAAGGGUCAAGCAUCAAGCACCAUGCCUUCAACUAGAAGAACCCGACGUCGACUAGCCCCGGUCAAUUAUGUGGAUGACUUAGAAGAUGAGGAUCAAUUUGAUGAAUCUUCACCCCACGACAUUUUUCUACCAGGUUCGAGGCUACUACCAUCACGAGGCCAAACUAAUCAGGGUACAUCAACUUCGCAUAACAAGAGAGCCAUUUCGCUCGUCUCCGAUGACGAGGAGGAGUCCUCUUCUGCCUCGGCUCCGCAAAAAAAGAGGUCGAAACUUACCGCCGCCGCCACCACUACUAACAACAAUAACAAUGACAACACUGUGGCUAGUGGUGGCUCUGAUAAUGAAGAGGAUAACGAUACGGUAAUCACUGAUACGGAUUCUGCUAGAAGCACCAUACGUACGAGGGCUGAGAGUGUCGAUAUCGAUAACAUGGACUCUGACGAAAGCCUUGUUUGGUACCGCGGCCGUGGGCCUCAAAUUAUUUCGGGCCGCUCCAGAUUGUGGAAAGCCAAAAGGCGCCUGAAAAGGAAUCACCCAGAAUUUGAAACCAUGUGGACUGAUCUUGAGGAUAUGCCAGGACUCAAGACCGGCAAGGCUGAGCAGCCAAUUACUAUCUCUCGGCAGCUCAAGCCGUUUCAACUUGAAGGACUUGCUUGGAUGAAGGCCAUGGAAGCAAGCAGAUGGAAAGGUGGCUUGCUUGGAGACGAAAUGGGUUUGGGAAAGACUAUACAAGCAGUCUCCCUUAUCAUGUCGGACUAUCCGGCCAGGAUACCGUCAUUGGUUCUCGUGCCACCCGUGGCUUUGAUGCAGUGGACGAACGAGAUUGAAUCUUACACUGGCGGACUCCUCAAGACGCUGGUGUUUCACGGAACCAAUCACAAAGCUAAGAAGAUGUCGAUUAAAGAACUUAAGAAGUUCGACGUCAUCAUGAUGUCUUACAAUACCCUGGAGUCCAUGUAUCGCAGACAGGAGAAGGGUACAAAGAGAAAGGAGGGUACUUACAAGGAGAAAAGUGCCAUUCAUCAGAUGAGAUUUCAUCGUGCCAUUCUCGAUGAAGCCCAUUGCAUCAAGUCCAGGACUACAAUGACUGCCAAGGCAUGUUUCGCCCUUAAUGUCGAAUACCGUUGGUGCUUGACAGGAACCCCAUUGCAGAACCGCAUCGGCGAAUACUUUUCACUUCUUCGAUUCCUCCGAAUCACUCCGUUCGCAUCGUACUUAUGCAAGAAUUGCCCUUGCUCUACGCUGGACUGGUCAUCAACUGACGAUCACGGCAGAUGCCAGGCGUGCAAUCAUCAUAUUUUGCGUCACAUUUCGGUUUUCAAUCACCAACUUUUGACGCCUAUCAACAAAUAUGGCAAUGCAGGUAAAGGAAGGCGGGCGUUACAGAAGCUUCGCCUUCUGACUGACCGAAUCAUGUUACGUCGCCUUAAAAAGAACCACACUAAUGCCAUGGAGCUUCCUGUAAAGGAGAUCUACGUGGAUCGACAAUUCUUCAGUGAGGUAGAAAAUGACUUUGCCAACAGCAUCAUGGGCAAUGGUCAGCGACAGUACGACACCUAUGCAGCACAAGGUGUUUUGCUCAAUAAUUAUGCCAACAUUUUUGGCUUGAUUAUGCAGAUGCGUCAGGUAGCAGAUCACCCUGACCUGAUCUUGAAGAAGAAAGGCGAGGGUGGUCGGAAUGUGUUGGUCUGUUGUAUCUGUGACGAGCCAGCUGAAGAGGCAAUUAGAUCCGGAUGCAACCACGACUUCUGUCGCUCCUGCGCAGAUAGCUACGUCAACUCCCAAGACACGCCGGAUUGUCCGCAAUGCCACAUCCCGCUCUCCAUUGAUCUUGAGCAGCCGGAGAUGGUUCAAGAUGUCGCGCUUGUCAAGAAGUCUUCCAUCAUUAACCGUAUCAAGAUGGAGGAUUGGACAUCGUCAUCAAAGAUUGAAUUGCUUGUGCAUGAACUUCACAAGCUUAGAUCGGAUAACGCGUCUCAUAAAUCGAUCAUCUUCUCCCAAUUCACGACGAUGCUACAGCUAGUCGAGUGGCGGCUACGACGGGCUGGGAUCACUACAGUGAUGCUUGAUGGAAGCAUGACCCCGGCUCAGCGACAGGCAUCGAUAGACCACUUCAUGGGUAAAGUGGACGUGGAAUGCUUCCUCGUGUCGCUAAAGGCGGGCGGCGUGGCCUUGAAUCUCACAGAGGCAUCCCGGGUCUUCAUUGUUGACCCGUGGUGGAACCCAGCUGCAGAGUGGCAGUCGGCUGACCGAUGUCAUCGCAUUGGACAGACACGUCCAUGCAUUAUUACGCGACUUUGCAUUGAGGAUUCGGUAGAGAGUCGCAUGGUGCUGCUUCAAGAGAAGAAGACUAACAUGAUCGACUCUACAGUCGAUGCGGACGAUGCCUCAAUGGAAGCUCUGACAGCGCAGGACCUUCAGUUCCUCUUCCGAGGCACUUAGGCGCGAACGGCCUUGGUUCAUGAAGAUGUGCAUCCUCUCCCCUAUUGGAAGACAAUGAAACAGCCGAGUCAGAUAGGACCAGAAGCAAGAGACGUGACCCCCUAUAAUACGGUUUGCCCUUUUAGGGGGGUUUGAGUUGACCUCGUAUGGCUCAAGUCAUUGAUGGGUUCGGGUAAUGAGCAUUGCAGGUAC